This is a messenger RNA of Myxocyprinus asiaticus (Chinese sucker), 2568 nucleotides long. Its product is annotated as heat shock 70 kDa protein-like. Gene Ontology annotation, molecular function: ATP-dependent protein folding chaperone; heat shock protein binding; ubiquitin protein ligase binding. The transcript has 2 exons. Bases 270 to 2201 code for a protein of 643 amino acids. The record is from RefSeq and is a predicted model, not a curated record. Gene Ontology annotation, cellular component: cytoplasm; blood microparticle; vesicle. Gene Ontology annotation, biological process: protein refolding; cellular response to unfolded protein. Lineage: Eukaryota; Metazoa; Chordata; Actinopteri; Cypriniformes; Catostomidae.
AGAAACAGCUAGAAGUGAGAAGAGAGAUGAGUUGACCCGCCUUGAGGGAGUAGCCGCUCGACUGUGCCGCGUUUGAUUGGUCCAACUCGCGGGAGCUUUCGAGAAACUUCACGAGCAGAAGCCUGAGAAUAUAAAACACGAGUAAGAUGCUGCUUUGUCGGUAUGAAUCGGAACAGAUCGAGUUAGCGAAGAGUUUUAGGCAACGAGCCACAACGAACACUGAAAGAAGGGAUCUAAUUCAGACAAGGUAGACAAUAAAGAAAUCAAACAUGUCAUCUGCAAAAGGAGUUGCUAUUGGAAUUGAUCUGGGCACCACCUACUCCUGUGUGGGGGUGUUUCAGCAUGGAAAAGUGGAGAUCAUCGCCAAUGACCAGGGAAACAGAACAACACCCAGUUAUGUUGCAUUCACAGACACAGAAAGGCUCAUUGGAGAUGCAGCAAAAAACCAGGUGGCCAUGAACCCUAACAACACCGUAUUUGAUGCGAAGAGGCUGAUCGGCAGGAAGUUUGAUGAUCCAGUUGUCCAGUCUGAUAUGAAGCACUGGUCCUUCCAAGUCAUAAGUGAUGGUGGAAAGCCAAAGGUCAAAGUUGAGUACAAAGGAGAGACCAAAUCAUUCUAUCCUGAGGAAAUCUCCUCUAUGGUACUUGUGAAGAUGAAGGAGAUUGCAGAGGCUUACCUGGGACAGAAAGUGACAAAUGCAGUUAUCACAGUUCCUGCAUAUUUCAAUGACUCCCAGAGGCAAGCAACUAAAGAUGCUGGCGUGAUUGCUGGGCUGAAUGUCCUCAGAAUUAUCAAUGAGCCCACAGCUGCAGCCAUUGCCUAUGGACUUGAUAAAGGCAAAGCUUCAGAGCGCAACGUCCUGAUCUUUGACUUGGGUGGAGGCACCUUUGAUGUGUCCAUCUUGACCAUUGAAGAUGGCAUCUUUGAGGUGAAGGCCACAGCUGGAGAUACUCACCUGGGUGGGGAAGACUUUGACAACCGCAUGGUGAAUCACUUUGUUGAAGAGUUCAAGAGGAAACACAAGAAGGACAUCAGUCAGAACAAGAGGGCACUGAGGAGACUGCGUACAGCUUGUGAGAGAGCCAAGAGAACACUCUCCUCCAGCUCUCAGGCAAGCAUUGAGAUCGACUCCCUGUAUGAAGGCAUUGACUUCUACACAUCCAUCACCAGAGCACGCUUUGAAGAAAUGUGCUCAGACCUCUUCAGAGGAACACUUGAGCCUGUGGAGAAAGCCCUGAGAGAUGCCAAGAUGGACAAGUCUCAGAUUCAUGACAUUGUUCUGGUCGGUGGAUCAACAAGAAUCCCUAAGAUCCAGAAACUUUUGCAGGAUUUCUUCAAUGGGAGAGAAUUGAACAAGAGCAUCAACCCAGAUGAGGCUGUGGCUUAUGGUGCUGCAGUCCAAGCUGCCAUCCUCAUGGGUGACACUUCCGGAAAUGUCCAGGAUCUGUUGCUGCUGGAUGUGGCUCCACUAUCCCUAGGCAUCGAGACAGCUGGUGGAGUCAUGACUGCCCUGAUUAAACGCAACACCACCAUCCCCACCAAACAGACACAGACAUUCACCACCUACUCAGACAACCAGCCUGGUGUCCUGAUCCAAGUGUAUGAGGGAGAGAGAGCCAUGACAAAAGACAACAACCUGCUUGGAAAAUUCGAGCUCACAGGAAUUCCACCGGCACCUCGUGGAGUCCCCCAGAUUGAAGUGACCUUUGACAUUGAUGCCAAUGGAAUCCUGAAUGUGUCAGCGGUGGACAAAAGCACUGGCAAAGAGAACAAGAUCACCAUCACCAAUGACAAGGGCAGACUGAGCAAGGAGGAGAUUGAGAGAAUGGUGCAGGAAGCAGACAAGUACAAAGCAGAAGAUGAUCUGCAAAGAGAGAGGAUCGCUGCCAAGAACUCCCUGGAGUCUUACGCUUUCAAUAUGAAGAACAGUGUGGAAGAUGAAAACCUGAAAGGCAAGAUCAGUGAAGAUGACAAAAAGAAAGUUAUUGAAAAAUGCAACCAGGCCAUUAACUGGCUGGAGAACAACCAGUUGGCUGAUAAGGAGGAGUACGAACAUCAGCUAAAAGAACUGGAGAAAGCCUGCAACCCAAUCAUUACAAAGCUCUACCAGGGAGGGAUGCCAGCUGGAGGCUGUGGAGCUCAGGCACGUGCCAGUGCAGGGGCCGGUUCCCAGGGGCCAACCAUUGAGGAGGUUGAUUGAAAUGCCUCAAGAACUGAAUGGUGUGAGGACUGAAAUCUAUUUCUCUUUGAUUCUUUAAUUUCCUUCAAGCCUCAUUGUGUUAUGAGUGUAUUAGUAUUUUGUACUCAUUUCACCUCUACAUUCUAAUGUUUACACCUUUGUCUUUUUUAGUUCAUAAAUUACAAGAAACUUGUUACAUCAUUGCACUUUAUUAGUUCAUUCCCUCUUGCUAUUUAAAAAGUGUUAAACUUCCUAUUAAUGAUAGGAUUAACAUUUUAAGACAAGAUUCUAUUUAAGGUGACAAAGUUACCCUGAAAUUUAAGUGAUUAUAUAAUUUAUUUUUCCUUUAUGUUUUGUUACAGUCUAAUGUUGAUAAUUGUUGUGGUAA